This is a messenger RNA of Abrus precatorius (Indian licorice), 1863 nucleotides long. RefSeq names its product inositol-3-phosphate synthase. The record is from RefSeq and is a predicted model, not a curated record. The transcript has 10 exons. NCBI's taxonomy places the organism in Eukaryota, Viridiplantae, Streptophyta, Magnoliopsida, Fabales, Fabaceae. Bases 108 to 1640 code for a protein of 510 amino acids. Gene Ontology annotation, cellular component: cytoplasm. Gene Ontology annotation, molecular function: inositol-3-phosphate synthase activity. Gene Ontology annotation, biological process: inositol biosynthetic process; phospholipid biosynthetic process.
UACGUGAAGCUGCACACACCAACCAUUCUUCUCUGAAACGCUUUUCUAUCUUGCUUUCUUACAUCGUUGUUCCAUUUCUCUUGAGUGAUUUCCUAGAAGCAACAAAAAUGUUCAUCGAGAGUUUUAAGGUUGAGAGUCCUAAUGUGAAGUACACAGAGACUGAGAUUGAGUCUGUGUACAACUAUGAAACCACUGAACUUGUUCACGAGAACAGGAAUGGCACUUAUCAGUGGGUUGUCAAGCCCAAGACUGUCAAAUAUGAAUUUAAAACCAACAUUCAUGUCCCUAAAUUAGGGGUAAUGCUUGUGGGGUGGGGUGGAAACAAUGGUUCAACCCUCACUGGUGGUGUUAUUGCUAACCGAGAGGGCAUUUCAUGGGCAACAAAGGACAAGAUUCAACAAGCCAAUUACUUUGGGUCGCUGACCCAGGCAUCAGCUAUCAGAGUGGGGUCUUUCCAAGGAGAGGAAAUCUAUGCCCCAUUCAAGAGCCUGCUUCCAAUGGUUAACCCUGAUGACAUUGUGUUUGGUGGGUGGGAUAUCAGUAACAUGAACCUGGCUGAUGCAAUGGGGAGAGCUAAGGUGUUUGACAUCGACCUGCAGAAACAGUUGAGGCCUUACAUGGAAUCCAUGGUUCCACUCCCCGGAAUCUAUGACCCUGAUUUCAUUGCUGCCAACCAAGGAGACCGCGCCAACAACGUCAUCAAGGGCACAAAGAAAGAACAAGUUCAACAAAUCAUUAAAGACAUAAAGGAGUUUAAGGAAAGCAAUAAGGUUGACAAGGUGGUUGUCCUAUGGACAGCCAACACAGAGAGGUACAGCAACAUAGUUGUGGGACUAAACGACACCAUGGAAAACCUCUUGGCUUCCUUGGACAGGAACGAGGCUGAGAUUUCUCCUUCCACCUUGUUUGCCAUUGCUUGCGUUUUGGAAAAUAUUCCUUUCAUCAACGGAAGCCCCCAGAACACCUUUGUCCCAGGGCUUAUUGACCUUGCCAUCAAGAGGAACAGUUUGAUCGGAGGAGAUGACUUCAAGAGUGGACAGACCAAAAUGAAAUCUGUGCUGGUGGAUUUCCUUGUGGGGGCGGGUAUCAAGCCAACAUCAAUAGUGAGUUACAACCAUCUGGGAAACAACGAUGGUAUGAAUCUUUCAGCUCCUCAAACUUUCCGCUCGAAGGAAAUCUCAAAGAGCAACGUUGUUGACGACAUGGUCAAUAGCAAUGCCAUUCUCUAUGAGCCUGGCGAACAUCCAGACCAUGUCGUUGUUAUUAAGUAUGUGCCUUACGUGGGGGACAGCAAGAGGGCCAUGGAUGAAUACACUUCAGAGAUAUUCAUGGGUGGAAAGAGCACAAUCGUGUUGCACAACACAUGUGAGGAUUCACUGUUAGCUGCCCCUAUUAUCUUAGACUUGGUCCUUCUUGCUGAGCUCAGUGCUCGUAUCCAGUUUAAGGCUGAGCACGAGGGCAAGUUUCACUCAUUCCACCCGGUUGCAACCAUCCUCAGUUACCUGACCAAGGCCCCACUUGUUCCACCAGGCACACCAGUGGUGAAUGCAUUGUCAAAGCAGCGUGCUAUGCUGGAGAACAUCCUGAGAGCUUGUGUUGGAUUGGCUCCUGAGAACAACAUGAUCAUGGAGUACAAGUAAAGCACGGAAAUGAGUAACGCGGUUUGGGAUGAUGAGUUGAAUGUGCCGAAACCUUAUCCCGUGCCCCUCUUUUCUGUAAUAUAUUUUAUUAAUAUGUUUGCUGGCAAUAUGAAAUUUAAAGAUCCAAUGAUCUGUCUGUGUAUUCCCGCCCAGUUAUUUGAGAGCAGGACAUCUAUUUAUGUAAAAUAAUAGUACUAAGUUAUCUAAAAGUGUUUUGUGCUUA